Messenger RNA from Candidula unifasciata, 489 nucleotides. The record is from the annotation of a GenBank genome assembly. NCBI's taxonomy places the organism in Eukaryota, Metazoa, Mollusca, Gastropoda, Stylommatophora, Geomitridae.
AUGGCACAGCUUGUGUUUAACAAAGAAAAUCUCCGGCAGUUAAAAGAAGGAUUGGAUGCUUUACUGGAAAUAUUUUCUGAAGUUCUAGAGACUGGUGUCGAACAAGGAGGGUACUGUGAGAAGUCUGUGAAGACAAUGGCGAAAGAGAAAUCUGAUUUAGAAGCGUCCCUAUCAAAGGCAGAGCACCGUCUGAGGCAGGAGAGAUCCCUAACAAGCCAAGAGAAGCUGGAACUCAAAAACGCUCGAUCGUCUCUCAUCUUCUGGGAGGGUCUGGUUAAGUCCAAAAGUGAUAAAAUUGUCGAGCUCCAGAGGCAACAGAACGUCCAGCUUUGGGAGAGAGAAAAAGAACGCAUUUUUGCCCAGUCUGACCAAAAGUAUCAAAUGGAAGAAAGUAACAAAAUGUUACGUAUGAGACGGGACCUGACUAAAGGAGCUUUAUUGACAGGUAGCAACGAAGAGCUCAAGAGAUAUAUAUAUUUGCUCGAGAAG